AUGGAGCGGGAGUAUCGGUCUGAGCAACAUAGAGUCGAUAAAUGGAGAAAAGCGUUGGAUUGUGUCUCCGGUAAGAUUGGGUUGACGUUCGAUGAUAAAAGCUUAUCAGAGAGCGAUUUUAUUAAAAAUGUCGUUAAGGAGAUCUUGAAAUUGCUACAAGCCAUUUCCUCGGUGCAAGCCGAAAAUUGUCUUGUUAAGAAACUGCCAUUAAAAGGAGAAACUUCUGCAAUGAAAUCGGAUUCUUUCAUAUCCUCCAAGGCUCAAAAAGGAAUCCUAAUGAGACCACCUGAAGCCAAGAUCAAAAGUUUCACUGGAAGCAACUCUUUCGCUCCUCAUGAAGCCAUUGCCUCGGGACGGGGUCCAACCCAUACAGGAAAAAUGCGUGUCACCCUUCAGAUUCCCACCGAGCCUUCAAAGAAAGGCCUGGAGUUUGACAAAAACAUUAAAAAGAGUAGCUGGUAUAAAUGGUAAUGGUAGUGUAGUAGUUGAUCUCAUGAUAAUUUAUGGUGUAAUUGCAAAAUGGUCCUAUAAUCAUUAUGUUUAGACAGUCUUUAAUCACUUUUCCACUGCAAAAAGGGUAAAACAUAUCCAAAAAUAGACUAGAUCAAAAGUAGUAAUAGAACAAAAGUCUAAUUUUGCCAAUAUUUAUAUUUAUUUUACAAAUAGACCUGCAAAGGCCAUGCGUGAAAUAGCAGCACACGAGUCGUCAGAAGAAAACUAUAUUUAUUUACAAAUUUGAUCCAUGAAAAAGUUUUUCAGAAACUCUCGUGGAUAUAUGAAGCUCAGAACUUACGGUCAGGGAAGAGAAUCGGAGCAACAAGUGACCAGUUGAAGAGACCAGCAGUGGUCCAGCUGGUCACAACACGGACCCACACAGACGCCGCCCAGCUUACGUAUCACUUUCACCAACAGAAGUUGACCAAAUAGUUGAGAGCAUUGCAGAGUACAUGCUCAGGAGGGAGAAAAUGAUGUGGAAGAAUGCGUAUGAGUAUAUCACUGACUUCUUCUGCUCUAUCUCUUCCUUGUCUUCUGCUUUCCCGUCUAGCGGAAGCAGAGGCUUCUCUCAACAUUUUCAACAAAGCAAAAUAUAACUUUAUAAGUUACCAAAUGAAGCCAGUCUAGAUGAUUUAACACCCAAUUCUGCUUUCAGACCAAUAGCUUCAAGCCUAUGUAGACAAUGUUGAGAACUAAACUCUAAACCAAAGCAAGAAACAGAAUUUGUGAAAGGACUUUCGCGGAAAUAUACCUGCGCAGGAAGAACCAGGACAGGAGAGGAGGGUAGUGCAAGAACCAGCACGAACGGCUGAAUAAACGACAGAGAGAUUGCAUUCCUAAUCUCGGGGUUCACUUGAACAAGAAGAAAAAACCCAGCACCAAACUUGGGCAUUGACUC
Molecule: messenger RNA, 1393 nt
Organism: Raphanus sativus (radish)
Lineage: Eukaryota; Viridiplantae; Streptophyta; Magnoliopsida; Brassicales; Brassicaceae
Exons: 2
Coding region: 1-471 (156 amino acids)
Source: RefSeq, a predicted model, not a curated record